Messenger RNA from Candidula unifasciata, 801 nucleotides. The record is from the annotation of a GenBank genome assembly. Lineage: Eukaryota; Metazoa; Mollusca; Gastropoda; Stylommatophora; Geomitridae.
AUGAAGGUUCCUGAAUUGAAACAGGCUUUAAAGGAAAAAGGACUUGCAGUUUCGGGUACAAAAGCUGAACUAGUCAAGAGAUUAGGUGAAGCUCUUGGCACCACAGUUGAUGCUUCAAAAGAUGUGUUGGAAGACAGCUUGCAGGGCAUAGAUGACAUACUUAAUGAUGAUUCCCUGGCAGUCACCACCAAAGCAGUUACGGAAGCUACAGCAACACCAACACCAUCUGUAAAUCCUGCAACAAAGGAAGUAAAGCCAGUUUUACCAUCAGAAAAGUCAGAUGUUGUUUCAUCAAAUGGGGUAGCUGCAAAAGCAAAUGUUAGCACGACUAAUGCUGCAGACACUACUACAGUAGCUGGGAAACCUGCAGAGGUGGCCAAGCUUUCUGAUGCUGAGAGGCUGAAAAUGAGAGCUGAGAAAUUUGGUGUAGCAUCAGCUGAUGCCAAGAAAGAACUCCGAGCUCAAAGGUUUGGCUUGUCUACUACAGGAGGUAGUGGUGAUACUUCCAAGCCACAGACGCCUGAUGAAUUAGAGCGAUUAAAGAAGAGAGCUGACCGCUUUGGGGCUGUGGUAUCAACCUCGUUAUCCAAGGUUGAAGAGGAGGAGAGAAAGAGAAAAAGGGCAGAAAGGUUUGGCGGUGCCGCAAAGACAACCACUACUGCAGCAGCUACAACAGCUGUGAAGACAACUACUACUGCAGCAACUACAACUGUAAAGACAACUGCAGGAGUUGGUGGCACAGAUUUGGAUGUUGAGGCUAAGAAACGAAAAAGAGCAGAGCGCUUUGGACUGGCAACAUAA